CCGCGCGCGCCAUUCGCUCACAGACCGUCGCGACAGUAACAAUGAUCCUCCCCGCUCGCACCAUGUCCCCUCCGCACGGGGCCUUCCACCCGCCGCAGCACCCUGACGAAGAACCCGUCUCGCGCACCUACCAGUACCGCAAAGUGAUGAAACCCAUGCUCGAGAGGAAGCGACGAGCACGCAUCAACCGAUGCCUCGACGAACUCAAAGACCUCAUGGUCACAGCCCUACAAGCGGAAGGCGAAAAUGUUUCCAAACUGGAAAAAGCAGAUAUCCUCGAGCUGACCGUCCGCCACCUCCACAGUUUAAAACGAAGAGGACAGUUAGUGUUAAACCCCGAAAUGUCUUACGCGGAACGUUUUCGAGCAGGCUUUGCUCAGUGUGCUACUGAAGUGUCACAGUUCAUCACCAACGCAACGGUAGCGGCUAACGCUAUGCACAGACAAGGGCCAGUGGAUCCUCAGGCCGGUGCUCGGUUGUUGCAGCACUUGAGCAACUGUAUACGAAGGUUGGAAGCUCCGCAAGUGGUUCAGCCUCAACCUAUAACACCAGUCGCGAGGCCUACGCCAGUGCAAGCGGUAGCUCAACCUCAAGCGCUUCAAGCGCCUCAACCUCCAGUACCUCAAGCGCCGCAGCCGGUUCCAAGGACGUCCUUGGAGAGGAAGAGACCAGCUGAGGAGUUGAUCGACGUGGAAACGAUCGCUUCGAAGAGACUGUACGCUCCACCCUCGCCGCCUCACAGCCCCGCCUCUGAGACUGACUCCGCCCAGUCGAUGUGGCGACCGUGGUGACCGUCACCGUGAUCUCGUAUGCUCACCAUCCAGGAUUGUGACAACCGUGUGAUAGUUACGAAUGUUUUGUUGUUUGAUACCGUUAACGUUCCUAGAACCGAUGUGUGUUAAUGCAUGAACUCGAUUUUAAUGUUGAAGUUUUUAAUUUAAAUAAAAGUAAGGUUUUGUUUUUUUUUAUUAAACUUACUGUUAUUUUUGUCCUUCCGCGUCGGUAGCAUUUAUGUUAAAGUUGAUAAGUACCGUAGAUAGCGUAGCACCUAAGACAAUACUGUGAUACCUAUUUGUAGUUGCCGCUCGAAUAGGACUGUUAGAAGACAAAAUGUUUCUUAAACCUAAAUCGCUAUAAUAGUGAAUAAAAGAGUUUUUUAUUUAA
Messenger RNA from Bicyclus anynana (squinting bush brown), 1164 nucleotides. Its product is annotated as enhancer of split mbeta protein-like. The record is from RefSeq and is a predicted model, not a curated record. Gene Ontology annotation, cellular component: nucleus. Gene Ontology annotation, biological process: anterior/posterior pattern specification; regulation of transcription by RNA polymerase II; regulation of neurogenesis. NCBI's taxonomy places the organism in Eukaryota, Metazoa, Arthropoda, Insecta, Lepidoptera, Nymphalidae. Gene Ontology annotation, molecular function: protein dimerization activity; RNA polymerase II cis-regulatory region sequence-specific DNA binding; DNA-binding transcription factor activity, RNA polymerase II-specific. The transcript has a single exon. Bases 42 to 791 code for a protein of 249 amino acids.